GCCGCUGCCAGUCGGAAUUCUCAUUAAACGGAAACACAAACGUGCUGUUUUAAAUACUUGUAUUUUUUAUUUUUAAAUACUUACCGCCCUCAGCUGAUGUUAGCAUGUUGCUACGCUUUGAGGACAAGUAUCAUUCAGAAGACGUUUUGAUUGCAUGUGGAAGAAAACUACUAAACUAACAGAAGUCUUGGAAGUCUACUAUUGCUGUAUUUUUUUUUUGUUUUUGUUUUUUUUUUGUUUUUUUUUUUACUGAAGAAGGUGCAGAUAUAACAGGAGUUUAUAAAGACGUGGAUUCGGCAAGCUGCACAAAUGGUCUUUCUGUGGGACGCCAAAUACGACCCCUCCCAUGGCCGGCGCUACACCCCCUCAUCCACCACCCUGGCGUCUGGGGAAAAGAUAGCUGAGGCCCUGGGCGGCCAGGAGGUUGAAAGCGGUGUGUCACUCGUGAACAAGCUGCGCAUGGCCAGCCAUGACAUGGUGGUCUCCGAUCACACGGGAGAGUUGGUGAAGACGGACAGUCCUAACUUCCUGUGCUCUGUGUUGCCGACACACUGGCGCUGCAACAAAACCCUGCCCAUUGCGUUUAAGGUGGUGGCCCUUGGCGAGGUUUCUGAAGGCACCAUGGUGACCGUGAUGGCAGGAAACGACGAGAACUACUCAGCGGAGCUGCGCAACGCCACAGCUGCCAUGAAAAACCAGGUGGCCCGAUUCAAUGACCUGCGCUUCGUUGGACGCAGCGGCCGGGGUAAGAGUUUCACGUUGACCAUCACAGUGUUCACCAACCCCCCCCAGGUGGCGACCUACCAGAGAGCCAUCAAAAUCACUGUGGACGGUCCCAGAGAACCACGACGUCAUCGCCAAAAGAUGGAUGACAUCAAGCCCGGGUCGUUGGCCUUCUCCGAGAGGCUCACCGAGCUGGAGCAACUGAGGCGGAGCUCCAUGAGAGUAACGCCCCCACACCAUCAUCAUCACCCCCAUCAUCAGCAUCACCACCAUCACCAUCACCAGGCCUCCGUCAGCAACACACGCCAGUCGGCUGCGGCCUCCUUGCACUCCGCCACCUUCUCCAGCCCCGCCCACACACAAAUGUCUGCUGAUGCUCGACCACUGCAGUCCUCGCCAUCGUGGUCCUACGACCAAUCCUAUCCAUACCUGGGCCAGAUAGCCACACCCAGCGUCCACCCAGCCAAUCCCCUUUCACCAACUCGCUCAUCGCUGGGUGAUCUGUCCUCACGACUUACAGGAUCCGACCUGACCUUUGGUGACCCAAGGAUGACAUUGGAACGACCUUUCACCUCUCUUCCCUCUUUGCCGGACCCACGCUUCUCCGACCCGCGUGUACAUUACCCUCCCACGGCGGCCACCUUCACUUACACGCCCCCCCACAACCCCGUCUCCAACGGCACGCUCGGCAUCACCAUGGCAACAGCCAUGGCGACCACACCCGCCGGAAGGUACCACACCUACCUGCCAACGCCAUACCCGUCAAACGCGCCGCACCAGCCGCAAAACAGGCCCUUUCAGUCCACCUCGCCGUACCACGUGUACUACUCCACCACCACCGGCUCCUACCAGUUCUCCAUGAUGGCGGGGGGAGGAGACUCACGUUCCCCGCCGAGAAUACUGCCGCCUUGCACCAACGCUUCCACCGGCUCGCCUCUCCUGCACCCGUCUCUGCCCAAUCAAAACAAUGGGGUGGGUGUGGAGGUGGAGUCCAGCCAUAGUAGCUCACCUGCAAACAUGGCCGCCGUCGAGGCCGUUUGGAGACCUUACUGAUGGACGCACCUUUUCAUCAACGCACACUGCUAGUGCUUUUAUUUCAUGUGACACUGUAGAUGUUCUUUGUUUUUGUACGGCCGUAUGAUUUGAAGGAUGGAUGUAAAAGUACGUUUUUUGUAGCACUGCAAAGACAGAAUUGUCAAAAAUUCCCACACCCGAAAAUAUAAAAAUCUGGUACUCACAGUUAACAGGAAUAAAAAAAUGAUGACCAAAAGUGACGCAUUGAAGAAAAAAAAACUAACUAUGAACUACCACUUCAAGAUUUACUUGGCAAAAAGGAGGAGCGGAGCAACGAGGACGACUGGCAGACAGUGGGAGACCACAGAAUGAUUCCCGGGCGCGGCACCGCUGCUCCCCACUGCUCCCCUCACCUCCCAGGGGGUGAUCAAGGGUGAUGGGUCAAAUGCAGAGAAUAAUUUCGCCACAUCUAUCUAGCACAGGGGUCACCAAUGCAGUGCCCGCGGGCACCAGGUAGCCCGUAAGGACCAGAUGAGUAGCCCGCUGGCCUGUUCUAAAAAAUAGCUCAAAUAGCAGCACUUACCAGUGAGCUGCCUUUAUUUUUUUUUAAAUUUUAUUUCAUUACUAGCAAGCUGGUCUCGCUUUGCUCGACAUUUUUAAUUCUAAGAGAGACAAAACUCGAAUAGAAUUCGAAAAUCCAAGAAAAUAUUUUAAAGACUUGGUCUUCACUUGUUUGAAUAAAUUCAUUUAUUUUUUUAUUUUGCUUCCUAUAACUUUCAGCA
Messenger RNA from Nerophis ophidion (straightnose pipefish), 2519 nucleotides. RefSeq names its product RUNX family transcription factor 1 (gene runx1). The transcript has 8 exons. Gene Ontology annotation, cellular component: nucleus. Bases 310 to 1776 code for a protein of 488 amino acids. The record is from RefSeq and is a predicted model, not a curated record. Gene Ontology annotation, molecular function: ATP binding; RNA polymerase II cis-regulatory region sequence-specific DNA binding; DNA-binding transcription factor activity, RNA polymerase II-specific. Gene Ontology annotation, biological process: regulation of cell differentiation; regulation of transcription by RNA polymerase II; neuron differentiation. Lineage: Eukaryota; Metazoa; Chordata; Actinopteri; Syngnathiformes; Syngnathidae.